CACGUGGGGAACUCAGCACUGACCAACAUGGCUGCGUGCAGUGUGGAGCAGUUGUUGGCUAAAGCCGAGCAAGAAGAAGCAGAAAAACUGAAAAGUGUUUCCGUCCACAAAGAGCUGGACCUGGACUUUGACGUCGGAAACCUGCUCGCUUGUGACAAAAACCGCGUCGAGUCCCGAGACUUCAGGCAGCAGAAGAAGGAGGACUUCCUGCGCUCGUUAGCUCGAGACAACACGCAGCUUCUCAUCAACGAGCUAUGGAAACUACCCACGGAGAAAGUGGAGGAGGCGAUAGUGGCCAAACUGCCGGACGCGACGACCCCGCUGCCCAGAGAGAAGCCGCCUCCCAAGCCCAGACCUCCGACCAAAUGGGAGCAGUUCGCCAAGCUGAAGGGAAUCCAGAAGAAGAAGAAGACUAACCUGGUGUGGGACGAAAACGCCAAGGAAUGGAAGAGACGCUGGGGCUACAAGAGGGCCAACGACGACACCAAAGAGUGGCUGAUCGAGGUGCCGGAGACCUCGGACCCCAAUGAGGACCAGUUCUCCAAACGCGUAAAAGCCAAGAAGGAGAGGGUGGCCAAAAACGAGCUCAACAGGCUGAGGAACAUCGCCAGAGCGCAGAAAGUCAAAGUCCCAGGUGUGGGUCUGACCCCCAAAGCCCAGCAGUCCAAAGACGAGCUGUCCAGAGCGGUGAGUGUGGCCAAGACCUCCACAGCCUCCAUGGGCAGGUUCCAGGACCGCCUGCCCAAAGAGAAGGCGCCCAAGAACACGGGCAAGAAGAGGAAGUUCGAGCCCCUCAUUGGAGACUUUUCCAACGAGAAGCAGAGACAACUGGAGCUUCUGAAAGUCUUGGACAGCAAGAAGCCCAAGCUGGACGUCACCAAGGCUGUGAACAAGCAGAUGAGGGAGGAUGACAGAGAGGAGGCUGCAGCCAAACACAAGAAAGGAGCAGGAAAGAAGGGACGGAAAGGAAACAUGCAAGGGAAGGGCAGAGGGAAGGGAGGGAAAGGAGGGAAAGGAGGGAAAGGAAGACCUGGAGGAGGUAAACCUGGAGGAGGAAGACCUGGAGGAGGAGGAGGAGGGAAGAAGAAAGGCAAACCUGGGAAGCACUGAGGACUGUCGUGUCGUCCGUGUGGCUGCGUGUGUUUUAAAGCGUUGGACUGGACGUUGAUGAUGCUGAUAUGAACUGAGGGCCUGUGACUGACAGGUGUGAUGCUGUGACAGUCCAGGAUACCUGAUUCUCUGCUCCUCCAUGUACAUUAAUCUUACCGUUCACCGGUAUCAGCAUUCAUUCUUAGAUGCUGAUUAAAAUGAUAACAAAUGUCUGAUAUUGAUGUCAAACACUUUACAAAUAUACUUUAAUAUUGAAGUACAAGUUGAAAUCGA
Molecule: messenger RNA, 1383 nt
Organism: Stegastes partitus (bicolor damselfish)
Lineage: Eukaryota; Metazoa; Chordata; Actinopteri; Pomacentridae
Gene: rrs1
Product: ribosome biogenesis regulator 1 homolog
Exons: 1
Coding region: 28-1110 (360 amino acids)
Biological process (GO): endonucleolytic cleavage in ITS1 to separate SSU-rRNA from 5.8S rRNA and LSU-rRNA from tricistronic rRNA transcript (SSU-rRNA, 5.8S rRNA, LSU-rRNA); ribosomal large subunit biogenesis; ribosome biogenesis
Cellular component (GO): preribosome, large subunit precursor; nucleolus; nucleus
Molecular function (GO): protein binding
Source: RefSeq, a predicted model, not a curated record